This is a messenger RNA of Rotaria sordida, 2208 nucleotides long. The record is from the annotation of a GenBank genome assembly. NCBI's taxonomy places the organism in Eukaryota, Metazoa, Rotifera, Eurotatoria, Philodinida, Philodinidae.
AUGGAUAUACAUAACUCUUCUGCUAAAGACUAUCAACAUGAUACCGACAUAACUAUUAUAAAUUCUUUAUUUUCAUCUGAUUUUGAUGAUACAUCAAUAACUGCUUGUAUACCUGUUCUAAAACAUCCACAACAAGUUAAUGAAUCUUCCAACACAACUUCAUCAAUAAUAUCAAAUACUGUAUAUGAUCAAAAUAAUAAUCAAAUAAAUUCUGAUCGUAACCAUAAUUAUAUAUUUAUUCAACAUGAUUUACAAGAAACUACGAAACAACUUGAACAAAUUUUAAAUUACUAUCAACAAGAUCUUAAACAAGAAUCUAAUACACAAUUAGAUUGUAAUCGAAACUUAAUAACACGUCUCGUUGAUUUUAUUCGACCUGUAUAUUCUUCAAAUCAAGAAAAAAUGAAAGAUUUAGAUACAUUAAUUGACAAAAUAUCGAACUUACAUGACGAGAGAUUUAUUGAACAAAAAGAAAAAAAUGAACAAUUUCAGAAAGAAAUUUCAUAUUUAAAAAAAUUAAUAGUAACAUCAGAAAAUGAAGAUAAUAUUAAUUCAAUGGUUGAUUAUGAAGAAUUUAUAGAAAUAGAGGAGGAAACCAGAAAACUUCAGAAAUUAGUUGAAUAUCAACAAAACCAAAUCAAUGAACUUAUCAAAAUUAUAUCACAAGAAGAAAUAGUUAAAAAUGAAAAAUAUCAUACAACUGCAUAUUCAAUAUCUCCAUUGAUUAGUGAAUUAGAAAAUACAAUGAAAAAAAAAUGUUGUGUAUGUGAUUAUGAAUAUUCAAAAACAUGUAAUGAAACUGAAAUACAUAAUCAUGUUAAAAGUUGUUUAUCGACAAUAAAUCUUGAUAAUUUUCAUGUUUCUGUCGAACGAAUACAAUUGGAUUGUCCAUUUUGUGAUAAAAAAUUAUUAAACAAUGGUGAUAUUACUGAUCUUGAACAUUUAACAAUGUGUUGUAGUCAAUUGUAUGUCUAAUUUUAGAUUGAAAUCAAAUAAAGAUUCGUUAUUUUUAUACUAAGAUUUAUAAACCAGAUGAAUAUAAUUGUUCUUUGUGAUAUGUGUAUAUAUAUAAAUAUAUGAUUUCUUUUUUACUUUUUUUUUGCUGAAUUGAAUUUUAAUAAUAUAGAAAUUCAUCUAAUAGGCUUCGAUUUUAUUGAUCUACUUUCUUCAUGCAAACAGAUCAUCGUAUUGCAAUGUUUUUGUAUAUGUUCAUAUGUUUAAGGUAAAUCAUUUAUUGUUGAAUCGAUCUAUCCUUAAAUAUACAAAGGAAAUAUAGAAGUUAAAAGGAUCAAAGAAACUUUGAAAUAGACAAAAUCAAAUAAAUUGUGAUUAAUUAAACAAUCUUUAUCAACUUUUACAGAAUCUUCUCAUUCUUUUGUUUAUGUAUUUUAUGAGUAUUACUAUUAUUGCAUUUUUUUUUUAGAAAUAGCAUGAGGCCGUUUAUUUAUAGAUUAAUAGUAGAAAGUUGAGAUUGAAAUCCUUUUGAAUAUGAUUCCAGUUUUUUUUCUAAACUAAUCUCUGGAAUAUAUUCAUAAUAAAUAUUUUCUCGACACGAUGAUAUAAUAUGUAACUACACAAUUCUUCGAUCAUUGUAAAUUGAAAUUUAAUAUUUACUGGAAAAUAAAUGUGUCAGGUUAUAUCAUCAUGACUAUUCUAAUGUUUUUAAGUGCACAAAUCAAAAUAUCAGUUGAAGACAAUUUGAAUCAAAGUUUUUCUUUUUUUGUCACAUAAGAGUUUUGAUUCAAUACCAACCAUAAAUAAAAACAGAAGUAUUUAUCCUUAAUGAAGAAAAAAAUGAAAAUUAAAGUACACAUUAUCGUUCACAUAUAGAACGAAGUUAUUUUAUUUUCAACUAAUAAAUAAAAAGCUGUUAGCGCAAUUCCGGCGGGAUUAAAAUGUGAAACACGAUGCAGCUGUUGUUAUUAGUCGCACGAAUAUGUUUUCUUCGAUAUCUUCGAAUCCGUUAACAAAUCAUUGUUUAUUAAUUUCUCUGGAGCUGCAAAAAGGAAGCACUUGACAUAUUCCCAUGAAAUUCUGGCGGCAUUUAAUCGUACUUCAUAUAAGAACAGAUCUACCUAUUUCUGUAAUGGAUACUGGGUUUUCUCUGUCACGGUCUGUGGAAAGAGGGGGGGGGGAUUAAGUGGAUCCAAAAUUUCUACCCCUAUACACUUCAACAUUCUUUUCAGAUCGUGUUUCACAAAACAGGAU